Molecule: messenger RNA, 2901 nt
Organism: Colletotrichum spaethianum
Lineage: Eukaryota; Fungi; Ascomycota; Sordariomycetes; Glomerellales; Glomerellaceae
Product: kinesin-related protein 11
Exons: 2
Coding region: 1-2901 (966 amino acids)
Biological process (GO): microtubule-based movement
Molecular function (GO): microtubule motor activity; ATP binding; microtubule binding
Source: RefSeq, a predicted model, not a curated record
AUGGCGACUACGCUCCCGCGGCCAGCAAGGCCGUCCAACGGCCCGCCUACUAUGGCCUUGCCCGCUCUUCCUGUCGCCAAGACAAGGAAAAGCACUGGAGGCAUACCUACGACGGCCUCCAAAUCCAACCCGGCCACCCCAAACUCCAAGAGCAGCCUCAGGGCCCCUUCCACCGGUUUCCUCCCUCCCACGUCCCCUGCACCCACAUCGGCACUACCGCAGCCGCGUACGGCCUCUGCUAUGAGCAAUUCUUCAGUCCGGACGUUGCGCAAGACAGUGAGCAUCAACUCGUUCCCCCAGCCGCCUCGGGGCGACAACCGCAUCAACAGCCUACCCCCCAGUCCAUUAGGUGCUGACUCCUCACGGAACUCCACACGCAAGUCAAAGGGCUCAAUAGCAUCGACGUAUUCGCAGAGCAAUGGCGCGCCGAGCCUGCUCAACAACAGCGCCGAGGGAAAGUCGAUAUCGAGCGCCAACGUCCGCAUGUCCGACGGUCUCAUCAGCAUCUCUUCGCCACCGCAGAGCAGGAGCUCCUCGGCACAGGACUCCUACUCAACUUCUGCGACGACGUAUGAUGACCCUAUCGAUGGUAUGGCAGCAAAAUCCUCAUCUGACGGCACCAGUGAUAAGAGAGGCUCCAAGCUAGACGGCAAGGGAAACGUGCUAGUAAGCGUAAGAGUGCGACCAGAUGCGACCGGAAACGAAAAUGCGAAGGCCGAGGGCGAGUGGAUGGUCGACGGGCGCAAGUCUCUUGUUGCUUAUAGAGGAAAAGAAGGCGGCGACUACUUCUACGAUAAUGUGUUUACGACGCACGAUGACAACAGCCGAGUCUAUGACUGCUUAGCAAAGCGGCUAGUCCGCCGCGUAAUGGAGGGCUACCAUGGAACCGUUUUCGCCUACGGCAUGACUGGUACCGGAAAGACAUUUUCGAUGCAAGGAACUGCUUCUUCGCCCGGUGUCAUCCCUCUUGCCAUUACCGACAUCUUUUCCUACAUUAGGGAAACACCGUCUCGCGAAUUCCUACUCCGUGUCAGCUACCUGGAGAUAUAUAACGAGAAAAUCCACGACUUGUUGAGCAUGCCAACCGGAGCCGGUGCCAGUGCUGGCGGGCAAGAAGAGAUCAAGUUGCGCGAAGACAGCAAGCGCGGUGUCUACGCCAGCCCCUUGAAGGAAGAGAUUGUGCAGAGUCCAACCCAGCUUCUGAGGGUAAUCGCCCGUGGCGACCAAGCACGCAGGACGGCGAGCACCCAGUUCAAUGCGAGAAGCUCCCGAAGUCACGCAGUGGUACAAAUCGUAGUAGAGAGCCGAGAACGGAUACCAGGAAACGCUGGCGUUGGCGAAAGUAAACGAUCCGGAAUGCUGCCUGGUGGCGUACGCGUGUCAACACUGAGCUUGAUCGAUCUUGCUGGGUCCGAGAAAGCGGCCGAGUCCAAGGAACGACGAACGGAGGGCUCGCACAUCAACAAGAGCUUGCUCACCUUGGGCACCGUCAUCUCCAAACUCUCCGAGCACAAAGACAAGGACGGAAAAGCCGCCGACAAAGAUGGGAAGCAUCUGCCGUACCGAGACAGCAAGCUAACCAGGCUUUUGCAAGGGGCUCUGUCAGGCGGCUCACUCGUGAGCAUUCUGUGCACCAUCCAGAUUGGUGCAGCCGGUAGCGCUGCUUCUUCAAACUCCCACACGUCCGAAACCAUCAACACUCUCAAGUUCGCGUCCAGAGCCAAAAACAACAUUGUCAGCCACGCCAAAAAGGCGGAGGAGGCUCUCGGAAGCGGCGGGGAUGGCGGCGCCAGAGUUCUCUUGGAGCGGUACCGCAUGGAGAUUCUGGAACUGAGACAGCAACUCGACAUGCAAGCCAAGGAGAAGAACACGAAGUACGCCGACGAAGAAAGAGAACGAGAUGCCCUUGAGGAAAAGGCCCGUGAACUAGAGGCUGAGCACCGGCAUGAGGAGCAAAUGCUUGAAAUGCAGUUGGCUCGAACAGCGCUCAAGGAACGGAUUGAUCACCUUAACCGUCUGAUCCUGAGUUCCAAAUCAAUUGGCGUUAAUGUCAGCGGGUCCUACAGUGCUCUGGGCAUACACCCACGGUCUUCGAUGGCUUCGGUGAGAUCAUCAUUGGCCACCUCGAACAGCGGCAGACCAAUGCUCGAAAGGACAGCAUCUACGACAUCUGCUUCUUCAACCAUUGGCCGUCAGUCAAGUUGCCGGUCCAGUGGGGAACAGCGCCGGUCCAGUGGUGACGGCGGUAUGGUGACGGACGAUGACAGUAUCGGCGAAUUCGGAGAUGGAAGUGCCUCGUUGACGGCCCAGAAUCGCGCGUUGCAGGCCGACCUGGCAGACAAGACAAGAUAUAUCCAGACCCUGGAGAAGCGACUCAUGCAGGCACGAAGAGCCAGUUCCUCAAGAACCUCCGUCGGCUUCUCCGCCCCGAACAAGGCCAUCAUGGUUGGAGAAGACCACAGUGUGUCGACGCUGUUGAGGGAAAAGGAUGCUGAGAUUGCUGAGCUGAAAGCGCGGCUGGACGACAAGGACCGCAUGCUGGGUGCGUUGCGCUCAGCGGCCCGAUCUCGAGACAUGGCGGAGGGACAUUUGGACGGUCGAACGUCUUCUCUGUACGAACAUAGCCCCCCGCCGAGGAUCAGCCCGCCGCCAGCACCAUCGGCCUUGGCCAACAACGCCCGUGUUCGCACCAAGAGUGUCGACGAGAUGAGCAAGAUUCUGGACGAGAUGAUUCAAGACCACGUCGAGACUGGUCACCUGGUCAAGGGGGCCAGAGGGAGCAUUCGCGUCGCCAGCGAUCGCAAACUUGAGGUGCAUCCGGAGCUACCGGUAAGACUCGAGCCGCUCAAGAAGACAGCAUCUUUUGACGAGGCCAGCAAGGUGGCAGUGAUGGGCAUGUAA